AUGUCUCUUUGGUCAACUCUCUAUCAAAACCUGUUAACCACCCAGUAUUACUGCAAUCAACCCACAACCACCCUUCUCGUGUUCUUCCUCAUCUCCGCAGUUAUUUGGUACGCAUGCCUCAAACCCAAGGCCCAAAACCUACCACCCGGCCCUCCGGGCCUCCCUUUCUUCGGGAACCUUCUAUCUCUUGACCCUCAGCUUCACACUUACUUCGCCAGCUUGGCCCAGAUCUACGGCCCCAAUUUCAAGCUCCGACUCGGGAGCAAGCUCGCCAUCGUCAUAACUUCACCCGCCGUGGCUCGCGAGGUUCUCAAAGACCACGACACCGUUUUCGCCAACCACGAUGUCCCCGCUGCCGGCAGGGUUGCUAGCUACGGCGGCUCCGACAUAGUGUGGACCCCCUACGGAGCCGAAUGGCGGAUGCUGAGGAAAGUGUGCGUGAUGAAGAUGCUGAGCAAUACCACCCUGGAUUCCGUUUAUGAUCUCCGCUGCAACGAGAUGCGCAAAACGGUGUCGUACUUGCACGGUCGAGUGGGGAGCGAUGUAAACGUGGGGGAGCAGGUGUUUUUGACGGUGAUGAAUGUGAUAACCAGCAUGAUAUGGGGCGCGGAGGUGGAAGGGGCGGAGAGGGAAACUUUGGGGGCAGAGUUCAGGGAGUUGGUGGCGGAAACAACGCAGCUUCUUGGGAAGCCCAAUGUUUCGGAUUUUUUUCCCGGGCUGGCCCGGUUCGAUUUGCAAGGUGUGGAGAAAGAGAUGCAGGUGUUGGUGUCACGGUUCGAUAGGAUAUUUGAAAGGGUGAUUGGCGAACGAGUGAAGGUGGAUGGAGAAGAUGAAAGAAAGGAUUUUCUGCAUUUUUUGUUGAAGUUGAAGGACGAAAGCAGUGAUUCCAAUACGCCACUUACCAUCUCCCACGUGAAGGCUCUUCUCAUGGAUAUGGUUACGGGGGGAACGGACACUUCUUCAAACACAAUAGAGUUUGCAAUGGCAGAAAUGAUGCAGAAUCCAGAGAUAAUGAAGAGAGCCCAAGAGGAGUUGGAAGGUGUGGUUGGGAAGGAUAACGUGGUAGAAGAAUCUCACAUUCACGAGUUGACCUACUUGCAAGCUGUGAUGAAAGAAACUCUUCGACUGCACCCUGUGCUGCCACUUCUAGUACCCCAUUGCCCCACUGAAACCACCAAUGUUGGAGGCUACACAAUUCCAAAGGGGUCUCGAGUGUUCGUUAAUGUCUGGGCUAUUCAUAGAGAUCCUUCCAUUUGGGAAAAACCACUCCAAUUUGACCCUACAAGGUUCUUAGAUGCAAAGUGGGAUUUCAGUGGCAACGACUUCAAUUAUUUCCCCUUCGGAUCUGGAAGAAGAAUUUGUGCAGGGAUAGCAAUGGCUGAGAGAACAGUUCUAUAUUUUCUUGCAACACUAAUACACUUAUUUGAUUGGACAAUACCCCACGGACAAAGCUUGGAUGCAUCAGAAAAAUUUGGUAUUGUUCUCAAAAAGAAAAUACCUCUUGUUGCCAUCCCCACCCCACGCUCAUCCAACCCAAACCUCUAUAAUUGA
This is a messenger RNA of Sphenostylis stenocarpa, 1551 nucleotides long. The record is from the annotation of a GenBank genome assembly. NCBI's taxonomy places the organism in Eukaryota, Viridiplantae, Streptophyta, Magnoliopsida, Fabales, Fabaceae.